AUGCAAGCUUUUAGAAAAUUUUCUAGAGCUUCUGGUCUUGAGGGAAGUGUUGAAAAGAGUUGUAUCUAUUUUGCUGGUGUGAGGAGGGAGGAAGCUGUUGACAUAGCUGCUGAUGUAUCCCUCCCAGUGGGUCAAUUACCCUUUAGAUACUUGGGUGUGCCUCUGGCAGCUAGGAAACUCAAUUACACUCAGUGCAAAAUUCUUGUGGAUAAGAUUACUUCAAGAGCUCAGACUUGGAUGGAUCAAAUGUUGAGCUAUGCUGGGAGAUUGCAGCUAGUUAGAAGCAUUCUUACUAAUAUGCAAGAUUAUUGGGCCCACAUUUUCCCAUUGCCUAAGAAACUCAUCAAGGCAGUUGAAAUGGUUUGUAGAAGGUUCCUUUGGACUGGGAAAACUCUUGACUCUAAGAAAGCUCCUGUUGACUGGCAUACUUUUUUCCUUCCUAGGAUUGCUGGUGGAUGGAACUUGAUAAACAUGACAAAUUGGAAUCAAGCAGCUUUGCUCAAACUUCUACGGGCUAUUAAAUCUAAAGCUGACAAACUUUGGGUGAAAUGGGUUGCUGCUUAUUAUGUGAAACAGUCUACACCUCUAAAUGUUGUUAUCACUAACAACCUUUCUUGGAUCUUGAGAAAGAUUAUCAAAGCCAGAGAGGCAUUAGAAGAUAUUGGUGGAUGGGAGCAAACUCUGAAUAAUGGCCAGUUCAGUAUAAAGAAAACCUAUAAGUGUCUUCAAGGGACAUUUGAUCCUGUUAGUUAUAGAAAAGUCAUAUGCAAUAACAAGGCUAGCCCUCGAAGCAUUUUUAUCUUGUGGCUUGCCCUUCAGAAUAGACUAGCUACUUGUGAUAGAAUAAGCAAGUGGAUGCCAUCUUGUAAUGUUGUCUGUUGCUUGUGUAAUGUUGAUAUGGAAUCUGUGUAG
Beta vulgaris subsp. vulgaris (sugar beet) is the source of this 912-nucleotide messenger RNA. RefSeq lists its product as uncharacterized. The coding region runs from base 1 to 912 and encodes 303 amino acids. The record is from RefSeq and is a predicted model, not a curated record. The transcript has a single exon. Lineage: Eukaryota; Viridiplantae; Streptophyta; Magnoliopsida; Caryophyllales; Amaranthaceae.